This is a messenger RNA of Penicillium griseofulvum, 1071 nucleotides long. Its product is annotated as Zn(II)2Cys6 transcription factor domain-containing protein. The transcript has 3 exons. The record is from RefSeq and is a predicted model, not a curated record. Gene Ontology annotation, molecular function: zinc ion binding; DNA-binding transcription factor activity, RNA polymerase II-specific. Lineage: Eukaryota; Fungi; Ascomycota; Eurotiomycetes; Eurotiales; Aspergillaceae. Gene Ontology annotation, biological process: regulation of DNA-templated transcription. The coding region runs from base 1 to 1071 and encodes 356 amino acids.
AUGUCGUGGCAGCCAAAGCUUCGUCCCAAAGGUUUCCCACAUAGCAUUGAUGAUUUUACGGCUGUAGCUUCAUUGUCAGAACUGGAACAUCGGGCCCGGACUGGCGAAGACAAGCGCGACCAGCGCGUCUUCCGAGUCAAGCGUAAGCAUGUUUUGAAGGCCUGUGAUCGCUGUCGCGUGAAGAAGACCAAGUGUGAUGGGAAACAGCCUUGCAACCGCUGCUCGGUAUACAACCACCCUUGUCUAUUCCGUGAAAGAAAGGCCACUCAGACCAAAGUAUAUUCUCGAGGAUUCGUCGAAAUGCUCGAAUCCCACCAUUCCCUGGUCGUAAAAGCCCUUCAGAAACUAUACAAAUUCUGCAUCAACAACGAAGGCUUCCCGGGCGAUCCACUUGCCGAAGCCCCAGACGGACACCCCUUAACACACGCAAUCCUCGACCGUCUAGGCCUAAUCAAACAAGCCGAAGAAAACGCAGACGAGCCAGACGAAGACUCAGAGGAUCUGCGCUACCUACGACUGCUAUCAACUUCCACCGAAUGCAGCGUCACAGCAGAGCCAUCUCCAGAACCAACAACACCCCCAGAGCCAUCCCCAACCCUCUCCCGCCCACCAUGUCCAAUCCAAACACCCAUAUCCGUGCCCAGCCGUACAACAACAAGCUGGCAGUGGGAUCUCCAGCCCGUCCAGCAAACAAGCUACAGCUACCCAGACGCAGGGUACCACGACCUAGUGGCGCUGCAGCAACGCUCAUCCAUGAGCGUGCCAGACAUGGGCCCUGAUAUCGCGCCCCAUGUUGAUAUGCCCUCUACAUCUUCGCACCAUCAUCAACAUGCGCACCACGAGUCCUUCCCGUAUGUCCUGGAUGGAUGCUGCGAUCCCGGUACGCCCCAGCAGGAUGUGAAGCCCGUGCUGGCUAGAUUACCCCCGGGCCUCAUGGCGGAAUCUCAUACCCACCCCAUCCAUUUAACCGGGAAUCUCUCAGCGGAGAUGAUGGGCGAGUUCCAUUUCCAGACGCACGACUCGGCGUUUUAUCCUGGGUUUACGCCCGGUUGGAAUUUUCCGUCUGGCUGA